Chaetomium globosum CBS 148.51 is the source of this 885-nucleotide messenger RNA. RefSeq lists its product as uncharacterized. NCBI's taxonomy places the organism in Eukaryota, Fungi, Ascomycota, Sordariomycetes, Sordariales, Chaetomiaceae. The record is from RefSeq and is a predicted model, not a curated record. Bases 1 to 885 code for a protein of 294 amino acids. The transcript is spliced from 2 exons.
AUGUCGAAAGCCAUUGGGUGGAGUAGGGAGGACUACGAGGCGGCCCAAGUCGUGAAUCUCUCGGACGGAUUGCACCCGGUACACCCGCAACCGAGCCAGCACUACUAUCAGCAUUAUGCCCCCGAGCCGGUAGGUCCGGGCGACGAGAGCUGGAGGUAUCAAGGCUGGCAAAACAACCAAAACUCCCCAACACCUCCGUCAUUAGGGAAGGUAGCGUCACCGUCAUCCAUUGCGCCGCCGCAGGGACCAACUCAUGAGAUUGGGACAUCGGGCACGCAGCCGAGGAUACUCGGGCUCAGGAGGACGACUUUCUUUCUGACAGCCAGCAACAUCCUGCUGGCCAUCGCGUUGGUUGUUUUGGGGGUGGUGCAGAGCCAGGUAUUAAGGAACGAGACGGGAACCGCGACGGGAUCGGGAGCACAGGGGGUGUGUCCCAGCGCCACCAACCCAAGCAGCACCUCCACCGCCACCUCAACCUCCCCACCCACCUGCACGCCCGAACCCAACAAGAUCUGCUUCGCCACCGACCAAUCCAUCACCACCGCCGUAGCCGUGGGCGCCGUGAUCCAAGAAUGCCCGCUCCCCUCCGGACAGGCCAACUACACGGUCCCGGGGACCAAGCUCACCUUCCGGCGGGAGUGCGAGACGGACUACCCUAGCGGCGACCUGGGCAUGUUCCCCGUCAUCUCCAUGGCCGACUGCAUCGCGCUGUGCGCGCAGCUAAACCUGUACCCGGCCUCGGCGCUGGGGCCGUGCACGGGGGUGUCGUGGGUGACGGCAGACGGGCCGCAGGGGACGGGGUUGAGCUUCUGUUAUCCGAAGAGUGGCAUGGGGAAGGCGACGACCAGGGCAAAGACGGAGAGCGCGGUGUUGCUGGGGGUGUAG